Messenger RNA from Aspergillus puulaauensis, 714 nucleotides. Its product is annotated as complex I NDUFA5 subunit family protein. Lineage: Eukaryota; Fungi; Ascomycota; Eurotiomycetes; Eurotiales; Aspergillaceae. Gene Ontology annotation, biological process: respiratory electron transport chain. Bases 1 to 714 code for a protein of 237 amino acids. The record is from RefSeq and is a predicted model, not a curated record. The transcript is spliced from 3 exons.
AUGCGAUCUACACUCCGGCUGCUGGCCAGCGUCAAACCGGCCCGGUAUUUGGAGCCUUUCGCUCCGACCGGUUUGACUGGUCUGCAGACACACCCAAGCCCUCGUCCCACCCUGAUCUACCUCUACACAUCGACGCUGCAGAAGCUAAAGGCUUUCCCUGAAUCCUCGGUCUACCGCCAGUCUACUGAAGCAUUGACCCGCCACCGCCUGCAAAUAAUCGAGUCCACGAAGCCACCUGGAUUUGACGCUUGGCUGGAGCGCGUGAAGAAGACCGUGGGUGCUGAGCCUGAGCGAUUCGUAUCUCUUCGCCAGGCAGAUGGAACUUACGCCGGUGCUUUGCGUGACGACAACAGCGACAACCCCCGUGGAGAGGAAUGGGAUGGAGAAAAGUUGGAAGCAACCACGGAGGGCCCUGCUCGUACACCGGAACAACAGGCCCGCUGGGAGAAAGACUUGGAGGGGGGUACAUCCGCUGCUUCAGAAGCGGAUUCGGAUUUCCACACCCUCCAGAUGAAGUGGGAGAAUGAACCUGCCCUUGAGGCCGAGCAGGUUUCCGAACUCGAGAAGCAGAUUGGCGCAGGUCUUAUUGAGGAGGUUAUCCAAGUGGCCGAGGGUGAGCUGAAACUGGUGGAUGAACUGUACAAGUCCAAGGCCUGGGAGGAAUUGGAAGAGAAGCCUAGACCCGGACAGUGGACUUACUUCGAACGCAAGUAA